This is a messenger RNA of Benincasa hispida (wax gourd), 1818 nucleotides long. RefSeq names its product putative protein phosphatase 2C 24. Gene Ontology annotation, molecular function: protein serine/threonine phosphatase activity; cation binding. Gene Ontology annotation, biological process: protein dephosphorylation. The record is from RefSeq and is a predicted model, not a curated record. NCBI's taxonomy places the organism in Eukaryota, Viridiplantae, Streptophyta, Magnoliopsida, Cucurbitales, Cucurbitaceae.
UUUAACCUUCCUUUUAAAUCACCCCCUUCCGCCGGACCACUCUUCUCUUUCAUCUGCUAUCGUUCUCGAAUUCCGAUUAAUUCCGGUCGCCGUCGUCAACGUUGUCAUCGUCUCCGGCUUGUUUCGAAAAUUGAAGUAAUCAACUACGGCUGGGGAAAGGGGGAGGGGAGAUUAGAGGUAAUGGCGGAGAUUUGUUGUAAAGUGAUGAGUGAGAGUGAGGCGUCGUCGUCCUGUGAGCCGAGUUCGCGAGUGGCUAGACGUCGGAGAAUGGAGAUCAGGAGGUGUAAAUUUGUCGCUGGGGUUGCUCCGUCGGAGACGGAGACUGUUGCGAAACGGCAGAAGCUGGAGGAUCGAGCUACGUCGAUUUCCAGAGACUGUGAUAACGCUGUUCAGAAUUGUGAUUCCGGAGAAGAAGAAACCGUCGGGAGAUUUGUGGCCGGCGGAGAGGUUUCGACUAAGGAGGUAUCGACUCCUCUAUCUCGGGAAUCUCCUUGUGGCGAAGUGAUUCCGAAGUUUGGAUUCUCUUCUGUUUGUGGAAGGCGGAGAGAUAUGGAGGAUGCGGUGGCGGUUCAUCCAUCGCUUUGUUUGACGGAGAAGAAAGCCAACGAUAUGUUGCACUUCUUUGGUGUUUACGAUGGCCAUGGCUGCUCUCAUGUGGCGAUGAGGUGUAAGGAGCGGCUGCAUGAACUGGUAAAAGAUGAGUUGGAUAGGGAGGAGAAAGAUGACGCCGCCAUUGUGGCGGAGGCGGAGGCGUCGCGGUGGGACCGCGCUAUGAAGAGAAUCUUCUGGCGAAUGGACAACGAAGUUGUGGCGCGAAACAAUGAAGAAGUUGUUGCGAACUGUAGAUGCGAACUUCAGUCGCCGGAUUGCGAUGCCGUCGGAUCUACCGCCGUCGUAGCAAUUGUGACGCCGGAUAAGAUCAUCGUCGCCAACUGCGGCGACUCCAGAGCCGUUCUCUGCCGUAACGGAAAAGCCAUCCCUCUCUCCUCCGAUCACAAGCCGGAUCGUCCCGACGAACUUAGCCGGAUCGAGGAAGCCGGUGGACGAGUGAUUUACUGGGACGGACCAAGAGUUCUCGGAGUUCUCGCCAUGUCAAGAGCCAUAGGCGAUAAUUAUCUGAAACCGUAUGUGAUAUCGGAGCCAGAGGUUACGAUAACGAAUCGGACGGCAGAGGAUGAGUGCUUGAUUCUAGCGAGCGACGGACUGUGGGAUGUGGUGCCGAACGAGACGGCUUGUGGAGUGGCGAGCAUGUGCCUACGUGGGAAGGCGGAGGAGAGAUCGCCGGUGUGGCCGUCGGGUGAGGCGGAGACGGCGGCGGAAGGGGAGGAGAGAGGAAGCGCAGACAAGGCCUGCAACGAUGCGUCGAUGCUGCUGACCAAGCUGGCGUUGGCCCGGCACAGUACGGACAACGUGAGCGUCGUGGUGGUGGACCUUAAGGGGGACACGUGUCCUUAGAAUCUGUCUCCUUUUUUUUCCUCCUUUUCCUAAUUUAGUACAAAGAAUUUAAUUUGAAAUUUUAGAAUUAAAGAGUUUUCUUUCUAGAAAUUAGGAAGGGAAAAUGGAGGUUUUUUCCUAAAAAAAAUUUACUUUUUAGCGAGGUGAAGAAUGAAGAUAAUUUCUCCUCUCGAGGAUCUUCUUCUUUUUGGAGAGGGAAAAAAAAAAAAAAAAAAAAAAAAAAAAAAGAAACAAAGAAAAGAAAAGUGUAAUUAACAAGUAUCAAUAUCGAUGUCAAUGCAUUUCCAUGGAUUUGUCAAAUUUUCUUUCUGUUCUCAAUCAAAUUUUCUUUGAAAUUAUAUUAAUAUUAUCCUCAUAUAAGUA